AGCACGAGGCUGAGGAUGGGGGUCGUCCGGGUGGCGCUAUCAAUGGCCAAUCCCAUUUCAGCCUAUCGCGAGAAAAUUAUAAUUCCGCUGCAUCUCGAGAAUUUGGCGCCCAAGGGGGCGCCUAGUUAGGUUGCCUUUUUCGAUGGACCGGCGUUCCGAUCCUCAGCCUGACACGCCUCACUCUGCCUCCAGAUGUGCAAAGCCUUCCCCAGGUUUGCACCUCGCUAGUCUUAGAAGCGAUACGGCUACGAACUGCUGGGCACAAACCGCUUUGAACUUCAUUAUCGAACAUAAUGGCUACGAUCUUCUCUGUCAAUGGCGAGGACGGAGCAACUUUAGCAAGAAGUAGUGGCAUCCGGCUCGUGCAGGGAGACUCACAAGCUCUAGUCUUGCGGAAUCAGGAGCUAGCAACACGAAACGGACAACCGGGACGUAAUGCUCCACAAGCUCUUCGCGGUGGCCCUGGCGGCACCCUGGCGGUCCAACUUUCCGAGUCGAACCUCUCUCAGGGAGCGAUCCGAGUUGAGCGCGUCGAAUACCGCUCAGCCCAACACCCUCCUCAGAAUGCGGAAGUUCCUGUCGGCAGAGACCUAAAUCUCACCGCUAUCGGCGGUACAGGAGAAUCUGGCCACAACGGUGGAGAUGGUCAGCGAGGACAAGACGGCGUGGAUGGCACUGGUGCCACCAAGGCCUCGGAUGCGACAAAUGGAACCAACGGUGGCCGUGGUGGCGACGCUGGCCGAGGAUCGAGUGGUGGUGACGGAGGACCCGGAGGAGCGAUCCAUAUCAUCGUGCAUGAGAACAACACCCACCUGCUUAUGGCGGUCUCGUGCGAUGUGCGAGGCGGCCAAGGUGGCAUUCCUGGGGAGCAUGGUGAACCAGGGGCUGGCGGGAGCGGGGGUAAAGGAGGUCAAGGUUGGAAAUGGGAUGAAAUCGUUGGGUACACUCCAUACUGCACCGACAGCUGCAUCAAGAGCACCGAUCAUGCUUCGAACUCGACCACACUGGCCAGAAUGGGAACGAACCUCAAUGCAGCGGGCUCGCAUCUCAACGCAAGCAGCAGAGCUCUAAUAGCGCGUACGGGAGCACUUACGGUCUCGGGGAACAACCUACAAAACAUGAUUGCACAAACCGCUAUCAGGUACAACGCAACGAGGCAGCCACGUAGGGGCGAAGGCUACUGCAAGUGUGGGGGAGGAACCGGCAGCUGUGCAGGUUGUGGCGUGAAACCUGUUAUCAAAUGGUUCCAACGCCAGCCGGGACUAGAUGGAAAAGAAGGUGAAAAGGGCACAAGCAUUACCACACCUCUUGCAGCGGGCCAGCAGGGUGAAGGGGGGACAGUCAGUAUUGCAGUAAUCAGCGGCGAUGGUUCUACCCAGGCCUACUCCGCUCCUUGGUCCUUGGAACUUGUCGACUUCGAAGUGGAAGAUGAAAAUGGAGACGGCGUUUUCGAACCCGGCGAACACGUCUUCAUUCGAAGGAUCAAAGUCCGGAACGUCGGCGGCAUGCCCUCACCCACCUGCCGAAUUCCUGUGACACUGGCCAAUGAUUCGGAGUGGUUUGGAUCUGUCCCAGCGCACCAAGGUGGCCUCGCCUACCUCCCGACGAGCGUCCCGGCUGGCGAAAGCGCCUCAACAGAGGGCUCCAUCAAAGUACGCAUCAAGGAGAGGACGCGUGGAAACAGCAAGCCAGCAUCGCUCGCAACGCGUUUUCUGGCGAAGGACACAUUGAACAUCAGAGCAGACAUGCCCUGGCUUGAUAGGCGAAUGCCGUCUUUCGAUUUCACAAAGGAGAUUGAGAUUAGCUAUCCCUGCGGGCUGGGUGGCUUCGAAUUCCUGAGUACAAUUGCGCAAGGUGCCGUCAGCAGAGUUCAGUACAAGGUGCAAAACUUGAGCACUUGUCCGCUGGGUGAGCGCGGCGCUACCGUUCCGGUACGCGCGGUCGAGGUUCGCGCGACCUUUCCCGCCGACUAUGGUCGACUCAUUGGAGAGGAAGAAGAAGAGGAAGGAGUAGAGGUCAUUCGAGCGGUCCCGUGCACUCGACCCAAAGAUUCGCUUUCGCUUCAGCAGCAGUUUCGCAUCUUAUCGUCCGCCCGGAGCCACACGCAUUUCCCAAUAACGUUCGAACUGUACCUUGAGAGCCCCAAUCAGGAUGCAACUAGCGAGACGCUCGAGACAAUAUUAGUCGAGCGGCACACAGUCCGUCUUCAGGUCACGAACACGUAUGUUCAUACACCUAAUGCAAAGGUCCUCUUAAUCACGAACCCGAAAACGACCGAACGACAGUCGCAAGCAAUUCAGCACUUUAUCAGGAACACUCUUCGGAUGGAGAUGGACUUGUGCAAUGCCCACCAGAACGGUGGCCUGCUCCGUAGCGCCGAAGAUGUCUUCGCCGAACCAUACCCCAUCACGGCCCCAUAUCGAGAGAAGACAAUUAUUGUUCUUGACGAUACCUUCGAGUUUUUCGGCACUGGAGACAGAACCGUAAGUCAGCUAUUCGACCCGCGGUGGCUCUCCGAGAUCUCCAGAAGUGGGACUUCAAGCUCAUUUAUCGGUUGCGAUCACGAAAAUGCCUUUGACAUGAUCGUACGAGCGGCGGUCUUGCCACUGCCACUCAAGUUAGAAGAGGCGGUGAAGCAACUCAAGAAAGCGCGUACGUUCUCCUCGCCCCAUGAAUUGGUCGAUUCUAUCAAACAGGAAAAGCAAUUUGGCUCUGCUCGACCGGAACUGUCGGCGAUACCUCUCAAACAACAGAAAUGGUACCGCUUUGGGCGAGAUAAGAGCGACAAACAGGCCAAGGCACUAGCAACGGCUUUGCGCAAUCACCUUCCCAACGAACGCUUUCUCGUUACUUGCAUGGGCCAGAAGCAGCGAGUUCCUAAUCGUAAUUCGACAUCGGCUACAGACACAUCAGACGAGCAAAUGCGUUCCAAUGAUGGCCUUUUAGUCGUGCUUACAGGAUUGGAUCAUCAUCGGCCUGUCUGGUCCACCGAAUCGUCCGUUUCUCUUAUGGCUGUCAGCGACGACAGCCCUAACCGUGCCCGCCUCGAUGACUUUGGCAAGUACAACAUAAUCUCCGCUCUGCCAGUUCAUGAAAGGAUUUCACUGCUCUGGAAGAACCCAUACUCUGGUAACUUUAUCCCCGAAGCAAUGACGCUUUCCGUUGUCCGUGAUCUGUUCCAACAGAUGACUGGCCUCAUGGACUCAGCGUACAAGAGGCUGGUCUGUCUUGACGAGAAUGAUAUCGAAGCCAUCCAAGCAUUUCUCAAGGUCCAUCUACCGUACCUGGGGCAUAUCUUGAACACACCAGAGGCCAAGCAAGCUGUGUCUGCCCCCGAGCCAGUCCUGGAAGUCUUGCGGUGGACACUUGCAUUCACUGCUUCUAUGAAACGCCACAGGAGGCUCGACGGGCUGAUACGAGUGAUAGUCAAGCAUCGACCCAGUACAAGGAAUCUUAAUGUCGUAGCAUUGAGCUUCGACUCCGCGAUGCGCCCGUCUAAUGCACUCAUCCAACGCAUUGCGCAGCUGACGAGAACCCCUGAGAACUACUUCACCAAAGGACAAAGAUCUGCAAGCCAGGUGGUACCACGGACGCGACACUGCACACCUAGAGAGUGGGACUCUUUGGUACGCAGCGCCAGAGAGUGGAGGGAUAGGGUUCAGGACGAUAUGGACUAUGCGCAGAAGGAGCUGGGACGCAUGUUGGUGGACUUUACGCCGCCGGAAGCCGCAGAGUUGUCGACAGGGCAGUGAAGAAAGUAACGCAGAGCUAGCAUAUCAGAUCUGAGAUCUUUACAUACCUUCGCAUCGCUUCCUCAAUACGGAGUCUUCGGUUUAUUCGCAUGAGAGAAUGGUUGUCCGUUCGCAGAGAUGUGGCGCAGCAGAACGAUGAGUUUCCUAAAGCGGCAAGGUGAGCCGCAUUUUUCGUCCGGCCCGUUCAGCGGUUAUCC
Messenger RNA from Trematosphaeria pertusa, 3949 nucleotides. RefSeq lists its product as uncharacterized. Lineage: Eukaryota; Fungi; Ascomycota; Dothideomycetes; Pleosporales; Trematosphaeriaceae. The transcript is spliced from 2 exons. The record is from RefSeq and is a predicted model, not a curated record. Bases 294 to 3752 code for a protein of 1152 amino acids.